Messenger RNA from Apus apus (common swift), 2092 nucleotides. It is a transcript of the gene SRD5A3, whose product is annotated as steroid 5 alpha-reductase 3. Bases 28 to 963 code for a protein of 311 amino acids. The record is from RefSeq and is a predicted model, not a curated record. Gene Ontology annotation, molecular function: 3-oxo-5-alpha-steroid 4-dehydrogenase activity. The transcript is spliced from 5 exons. Lineage: Eukaryota; Metazoa; Chordata; Aves; Apodiformes; Apodidae. Gene Ontology annotation, biological process: polyprenol catabolic process; dolichol-linked oligosaccharide biosynthetic process. Gene Ontology annotation, cellular component: endoplasmic reticulum.
GUGGGCGGAGCGGGCCGGGCCGGGGCCAUGCCGGCGGUGCUGCCCGCCGCCUGGGCCUCGGUGGCCGCCGCCUUUCUGCUGGCGCUGCUGCUGGCGCGGCGGGCUCCGGCGCGGUGGCCCGGGUGUGGGCUCGGCCUCUCUGCCUUCUUCCAGGAUCUGCUGCGCUACGGGAAGACGAAGAGCGGGUGCGGGCGCCGGCCGGGCUGGCUGCGCCUCCUGCAGGUGCCCAAGAGGUGGUUUACUCACUUUUAUGUGGUUUCUGUGCUCUGGAACGGCUUUCUGCUGAUCUGGCUUUUCCAAGUGGAGUUCCUCAGCUGGUCACUCCCAUCAUGGAUUCAGCAAGUGCACUACACUCUUGGCAGAGAUUCUCAGACUGAGGACACAGAUAGUGAGCACUUCUCUGCACUCCUGGUUCUCCUGCUGCUUUGGUUGCAUAGCUGUCGAAGACUUGCAGAAUGCCUCUGGACCAGUGUGUUUUCCAGUGGCGUCAUUCAUAUUGUGCAGUAUUGCUUUGGACUUGGUUACUACCUUGCUGUUGGCUUAACUGUACUAUGUCAAAUGCCUACUAACAUCAGGAGGGGAAGAGAGCUUUCUGUGCAGAUCCGGUGGUAUCACAUUGUAGGAGUUGCGAUGUACAUUUGGGCCUCCCUUCACCAGCACAGAUGUCUUGUGAUUCUAGCUAAUCUUAGAAAAAGUAAAUCAGGAAAGGUUGUAAGUCUGAGCCACAGUGUGCCUUUUGGAGACUGGUUUGAGACAGUUUCUUGCCCUCAUUAUUUUGCAGAGCUCCUCAUAUAUGUAUCUAUGGCCAUCACACUGGGAUUCCACAACGUGACGUGGUGGUGUGUAGUGAUGUGUGUUCUUUUUAACCAGGCACUGGCUGCUGUUUUGUGCCACGAGUUCUAUCAGAAAAACUUCAGCUCCUACCCAAAGCAUCGAAAAGCUUUUAUACCAUAUGUUUUUUAGGUUAUUUAUUCUAAAGCAUCCUGAUUCCAAACUGGGAAAUGUUUUCUAUAAGGGAAUAAGAGUUGUUUAUUAAAGCCAAGGUAAAAUCGUACAUUUUCUCUUAAUUCUAGCUUAAAAGCUCCUCCAUGUUACCAACUUAGGUGGGGAAGUGUAAGGUCUCUGCAUGUCAUACAAGCUAAAAAAAAGGUUUACUGAAGACCUUAAUUCUAACUGAAGAUAUGCUGAUUGGCUCUUUUCUGUUUUAUAAUUGUAUCUUAUGCAUAAAACUCUUGCUGUUGUGCAGCAAGGCAAAAUAACAUACACAUGAAAACUGUGUAGUGAUAGGAGGGUGCAGGGUGUCAUUUGGACGACUGUAUUUCAUGCCUUGUCUAAUAUUUAAGUAUAUUUUUUCCUGGUCUCUUUUCUUUGAAUCACUUCAGAGGGAGGCAAAUUGUGUAUUGUCUUUAUACGCUUCCCUGUCGAUAUUUAAAACCAGUCAAUGCUCUAUAACUGCAAGUACAAAAACCAGUGGAGAAAGCAGCACUGGAGGAAUGACUCAUGCUCAGCAGUGGCGAUAAACAGACUCAGUUGCUGCAUUAUCUCUUCUGCACCAAAGUCAGUAUUUAUUCAUUGAUGAAAACUCCUUGUUUAUCCCUCAACUGGGAAGGUCACAGAAGGUUCUUGGUCUAGAGAGACGGUAGAAGAGAAUUUGCAAAAAUAAUAAUAUUCUUGGUUAUGGUUUUGUCAUCCUUACAGGGGGUUAUUGGAAUCUUUCCUGUGUUGGAGGGGGCAGUUAAGCAGGAUGGCUGUAACCACAACUACAGUGUUUUUUAAAUAGCCUGUGAGAGCAGAUGUAAUGAACUGCAGAGGCCGAGAACACAGAAACCUGUACCUGACAAGCAUUGCAAAGAAAUUCUUUACUGGGGAGGUCAUGUCAUUCAGCACAAGGGGCUUUUUUGCACUUAACCAUUUAAUAUUUUGGUCCUUCUCAUGAUACAGGAAUGAAUGACCAGUUUGUGUGUGGUAUAUGGAUGCUGGUGUUUCAGCAUGUUUUCUACUUAACAUGCGUGUAUUUUGUAUAUGAGAAGAAUUUUUAUAAUCUUAACUAUAUCUUACGAGCUAUCUAAUUAAAAGUUUAUUACACCUUCUA